CAAUCUUGUCCAACACAGAUCUUCUCCCUCUUCCAAUCUUGUCUGCAAUUUUCUUGUGUUUGAAAAGAGGGCAUGGAGGAGGUGAGCCUUGAGCUUCUCAAGAAGAAAAUGGAGGAUUUUGCUAAAGAAAGAAACUGGGAAAAGUACCACAUCCCUAGAAACCUUCUUCUUGCUAUGGUAGGGGAAGUUGGAGAACUGUCUGAAAUAUUCCAGUGGAAAGGAGAGGUGGCAAAGGGUCUUCCAGAUUGGGAUGAAGCAGAAAAGUUGCACCUGGGAGAAGAGCUCUCAGAUGUUUUGCUUUAUCUGGUGAGACUCUCUGAUGUGUGUGGGAUUGAUCUUGGCAAAGCUGCUCUCAGGAAGGUUCAACUCAAUGCUCUCAAAUACCCAGCACCCACCAAAACAGACGACCACACUGCAGCCUAACCUUAAUUAGCUCACAACCUUAAUUAGCUCACUAGGAGUGUUGGAACAACGUUAAUUAUUGUGUCUGUUAGCUGCAUUGGGGGUGGGGGUGGGGGUAGUGUUUGGCACUUGUGCCUACAUGCAUGCGUGCAUGAUUUGGAAGAUUGUUUUUGGUGUUGUAUUGUUAUUGUGAUUGAAGGUUUCUUGAAAUUAUUGAAGUAUUUCUAGAAGUACUAACAAUGAUCUUGUGUUUUAUUUUGUUUUA
Ipomoea nil (Japanese morning glory) is the source of this 667-nucleotide messenger RNA. Its product is annotated as dCTP pyrophosphatase 1-like. The transcript is spliced from 3 exons. Gene Ontology annotation, biological process: nucleoside triphosphate catabolic process. The record is from RefSeq and is a predicted model, not a curated record. Gene Ontology annotation, molecular function: nucleoside triphosphate diphosphatase activity. Bases 73 to 423 code for a protein of 116 amino acids. Lineage: Eukaryota; Viridiplantae; Streptophyta; Magnoliopsida; Solanales; Convolvulaceae.